UCAGUGGUCUUGUUCAGGGAAGGUAAGACUUGGGCGGUGUGAUAUAUAAAGGCUUUACGUGCCAAACAAAGGCUUGUCUCUGUCCUUUUUAAGUUCUGUAUGUGCCAAUCUUCUGUGCCACUCUAUGGUCUUCAUUCGUUGGAGAAGUGCUUUCUUUGAUUUCCUUUGCAGCAUACACCCAGGAUUCAGAUGUAGUUAGAGAUCUGUCUAAGUAAGCAUUUCUGUCUAUGCCAGGGUAGACUAGAUCAACUUCUGGGUUUUGAAAGGAUACACACUUAAAAAAAUACGGAGUAAUAAUUUAUGGAGUCCAUGAAUUGUACAUUUAGGCUUUAUAUAGGUAUGUAUUCAGUUCUAUGAGAUGGUUGUUUGGAUACCAGACUGGAAAUGUAAUUGGAAUGAGUGAAUCUUACGUUUUUCUGCUCGAAUUUUUUUAUUGCUGCAGUGGCUAAUUGAAUCAAUUAGCCCACAAUUGAGGCAGAUCUAGUCAGCAGCAAAGCUAUUUGGUGGAGACAACGGCGUGAUUUCAGCAGGGAGAUGCCGAUGUUGCUGUCUUUGCCGAUGAGAGUUUCAAUCUGCAAGGCGGCUGGUGGUGGAGAUGGGUUUCCGGCGGCGGUAGAACAGGGCAACAUGCGAUUUGGGGCGGAACCACGCGAUCUAACGGCGGCGAUCUGGUUUGAGGUAGGCCGGCGGCAAGCCUUGGAACUCCACUUUAAUGGUUCACUGCUAGAUGACGACUUCUUUGAUUUUUUGUUUUGUUUUUUUGGGGAUUUCUCUCAACGAGAGAACUUUGAUACGAAAAGGGUAUCGGAUAGGAAGAACUUCGAGCGUCUUCAAGCUCCAAAUGGAAAACUUCGAGCGUUUCCGGACUCCAGAGAAGAGAGAACGAGAUUAAGAGAAUUCUUGAUUAUUGAUUGAUUGAAUAAUAAUAACGAAGGAUUACAGUA
This is a messenger RNA of Cuscuta campestris, 944 nucleotides long. The record is from the annotation of a GenBank genome assembly. Lineage: Eukaryota; Viridiplantae; Streptophyta; Magnoliopsida; Solanales; Convolvulaceae.